Molecule: messenger RNA, 902 nt
Organism: Prunus dulcis (almond)
Lineage: Eukaryota; Viridiplantae; Streptophyta; Magnoliopsida; Rosales; Rosaceae
Exons: 2
Coding region: 145-615 (156 amino acids)
Source: RefSeq, a predicted model, not a curated record
UCUAACUGCGCAAGUAAAUCAACAAAUUUAAAAGGGUUUAGUAGGGCUUGGUUUGUGUGUCCAUGGCAUGCUUAAACAUGUUUAACAAAUAGCAACAAGCCCUUUGCAUUGCAACUUGCAAGUAGAAGAACAACUUCUCUCUCUAUGGAUCCUAGGAUUUCCUUCUCCAAUGACUUUGCAGACACUCAACAAGCCAUCAAGCAUGAAACCAGCUAUAGAGAAGCGCCCGUUUCUUCCGAUUUCGAAUUCUCCGUGAACAACUUUGGAAUGAUCUCGGCGGAUGAGAUUAUGUUCAAGGGCACAUUGUUGCCCUUGAAGGAUAAUGGUGCCAACCAGCUAGGGAAGACUACUACUUUGAGAGAUGAGCUGCUUGUUGAUGAUGAUUAUGGGGAUGUGUUGCCAAGGGCACCAAAGAGUUUAAGCAAGUGGAAGGAGCGUUUGGGCCUCAAGAGGGCUCAAGUUGUUCCCAAAAAAGCUGACAGAAGUCAUUCUGUUCUGGAGAGGAUAGCUGAAGAGAGGAGGCCUGUGUUUGUUCAUGAGGCUGUGCUUAUUAGCAAGGAAAGCCAGGAUUUUCUAUUUGGAGGAGGGUUAAGUUGCAGAGGUGAUGGAAUGUGAUGCAAGGUUGCUAUUCAUCUUUAUUGCAAGAGGAAUGAUGAUGAUAGAGUGGCUUCUGUGAGUGUGUGUUUAGGGCUUGGCUUAGCUUUCCAGUUCUUUUGUCCAUUUAAUUCUAGACAACAUCCCCAUCCUCUUCUUCAGAGAAGUAGAAGAUGAUGAUGAACAAGAAGAAGAAGGUAUUUGGCUGUUCCAUUUUGUACAAAUGUUUGCAGUUGAAGAGGUUCUAUGAGUUUAUGUAAAUCUAUUGUGUUUGAUCUAUCUUAUUAUGAUUUGUGUGGUUCUAUAUA